Molecule: messenger RNA, 3593 nt
Organism: Pieris rapae (cabbage white)
Lineage: Eukaryota; Metazoa; Arthropoda; Insecta; Lepidoptera; Pieridae
Product: hemicentin-1
Exons: 14
Coding region: 211-2499 (762 amino acids)
Source: RefSeq, a predicted model, not a curated record
AGACAGUACAAAAUUCACUCCGUAGCGGUCGGACGUGUUGAGCUUAAAGCUUAUUUUUGUGCGUAACUUUGAUAUUGUGUAUUACGUGUUGUGUUUUAAAAAAUAUUGUUUAUUUUAUGUGAUUUGUUGUGGAUGUUUUAUGCCCAUUGAUCCUCAAUAAAAGAAAUGGGCGGUCAUUUCCCCUCAUGAGAGAAUAGUGCAGAGGAAUGGAUGGACCGUAGGAUGCGCGUCUCUUCGGCGCUCUUAAUUUUCAUCGCCACAUUGACUGCUAUAGCUGCCUUCGUGCCUGGAGCUGAUGGUCCAGUGUCAAGGCAGGAUGCUUUGGAAGGGGGGAACACCACGUUGUUUUGUGACUCAACUCCAGAUACGUCUGAUGAUGAAUUAAUGCUUCUUGUCUGGUAUAAGGACAAUGCACCAAUUUACAGCUAUGACGCCCGUACCGGCACUAAAUGGUCGAGUAUCUCCUUCAACACCAGCAACAGGCUGCAGGCGGAUAUACAACAGCAGCCCACCAGCCUCAUGAUAACUGACUUGAGGGGGGAUGACCAGGCCCUCUAUCAUUGCCGUGUGGACUUCUUACUAGCACCUACCAGAAAUGUUGGCGUAAAUUUAACUGUUAUUGUGUUACCAAGUCAACCAUUUUUUCUGGACGAAUUGGGGAACAAAGUUGAGAAUAAAAUUGGCCCAUAUCACGAAGGUGACACUUUGGUGUUAAGUUGUCUCGUUAUUGGAGGUAGACCUCCACCUCGAAUUAGUUGGUACUCCGGCGAGGAUCUAGUGGACGCAUCAGAUGGUGUCAGCGACAUACCUGGGGUGAGGGAGAACGAACUCUAUCUGCCUCUCACUCGGGACAACGCCCGGUCUCUCUCUUGCAGGGCCAGCAACACGCAUCUAACACAACCUGUGAUAUCUGGUCUUAAGAUUGAAUUAUAUUUACCUGCCUUCAACGUGUCAAUACACUGGGUUCGUGGAACCAAUGGUGAUGCUUUGCAGGCUGGCAAAACUGCGGUCGCAAGGUGUAUAGCACAUGGGUCCUACCCAUCUCCGGAUAUUAUUUGGUGGCUGGACCACCGACACUUGUCACAACACAGUAAUCAGAGCGUCAUUAACUCAUCCCGUACGGCUGUGUCGUAUUUAGAAUUAACGCCAUCUGUCGGCGACCACGGCGCAACGCUUGCUUGCAUCGCAACGAACAGUGCUAUGGCGCCCGAUAGAAAUUCCAAAGCUGAUGUGGUUGUGUUAAAUGUUACUUAUAGUCCAUUAGUGGAAGUAAUAAAAGAUGGAGAUGGAAGACUGAAUGAGGUUUCAGAACUGGACACUUUGCAUUUGACAUGCGAGACGAAGGCUAACCCACCGGUUAACAAUUAUACAUGGUAUUUUAAUAAUAUAGAAAUAAAACCAAACAGUAUAUGGGGAAGCCAAACCAAAGCCCAGAGUCUGACAAUAGUUGAGACUGAGAGAAAGCAUGCGGGACAAUACUCAUGUGCAGCCGCGAAUGGCGUCGGUGAGACCAGAUCUGAAGCGAUUAGCAUUAUUGUUUAUUAUCCUCCAGAAUGCAAAAAUAGCGGGAUCACAUUGGUCAAAGAAACUCUGAAAUGCAGCGUACGUGGUUUACCGGAACCAGAUACGUUUUUCUGGCACAUUCAAACAUCUGGCGAAGAUGUACAGCACCUUACAACUGGCUCGCCCAUUCUGCCGCUAAGCCAGCUUACGGGAAGCCUUUCAGGGCUUCUGGAUGCCAGUUGUGAAGCUGGUAAUGGCGUGGCAUCCCAGGAGAAGCCGUGUAAGAAGGUAUUUUCGCUGGAACAGCUAAGACCACCACAACCUCAGCAGUGUGACCUGGCCUAUGAGUAUGAGGAGUUUCAAAUGAGAUGUGUACCAGUGGAAAACGCAACCUACUAUGAAGUAUCAGUCUGGAGAAUAUCCACAUCCAACGCCUCAAUGUACUUGGAGAAGCGUGGUUCUAUGGGAUUUGGAGUAAGCCAAGCGCUGGCGCAAGGCAAUGGAGUUCCGUGGCUGGUGAGAGGUCCUCUCGGAAACCUGAAAAUGGGCGACGAAGCUGCAGCAUCAGCAUGCAACAGAUAUGGAUGCUCAAGAGCUCUCCUUUUGAGGCCAACUGAAAAUUUACUAGACGCCGCAGAAACACCCUGGUGGAAAUAUAAGGACGUGGGAAUAUCAAUAGGUGCUCUUCUCCUGGUUAUCGUAUUCAUAACCUCCACGGUACUUCUGGUGCGGCUAAUUCAAAGAUCCAGACGUAAGCCAGUCCCUGUAAUACAGGUCCUGCAGCUGGAUGAUGUCGCAAGAGAUUACUUGGAUACUAUAGGAGAACAUAAAAUCCAUGCAUCGCGAAGUCUUCGAUCCUGCAGUAGUGGAUACUCGGACGGUUCCAACGAGUCGGGGCCCCCCGUAGACCGACGAUCUAAGGCACGACUGAAUUGGGAUUGGGAGCCUCCACCACCCGAUGUCACCUUAACGCUUCACAGGGAAAGUGCUGUUUAGUGAAAAAAAACAUGAAAGAGUUUACAAGGAAUGAAGUGACAAAGUGUAAAAAUAUUUUCCAAGUGUUGAUAAUAUGUCACCGUUAAAUUGUAUAUACAUUCGUGAUCUAUCAAAAUAAAUGAUUCGAUAUUUUUUAAUAAGAGUACAUAUUAUUAUUUUCCUGUAUAUAUUUGUAUAUUGUUGAUUGAAAACGUUUUGUGGCAACCAUCCUCUCUUUUACUGUUUUGUCACUAUUUUUCAGUUCUACCGUACGAUUAAAAUAUUUGACUCGACAUCUACUUUGUCGAACUCAUUGAAGUAUUACAGUUGAAUACAUAAUUUAUGACAUUUCGGUAGUUGGGUACAAUGUACAGUGAGAGAAGCUUGAAUAUGCUACCGUCAUUUUACAUUCUGUACAAAAAAAAGCCACCAUGAAUUGUAUGAUGUAUCUGGACUGUAUCACAGAAUUGAAGACAAACGUAGCUGCCUAUAACAUAACAUCCUUCAAGAAAAGAGCGUACAAAUUCUUAAAAGGCCGGCAACGCUCUCGCGAGCCCUCUAGCAUCGAGUGUCCAUGGGCGGCGGUAUCACUUAACAUCAGGUGAGCCUCCUGCCCGUUUGCCCCCUGUUCUAUAAAAAAAACAUGGCGUUUUGAUGGCAGCUCUUCUACUACCUAUGGCGAAGGUUCUGAGUCAAGACUAGGUACAUUCUCGUACAUAUUUUAUGUACUUAAAACAACGCAUAUCACUGACUAGUCACUCCGUGUGUUCCAACUUUUAAUUCCUUUUCAAAGCUUCUUUUAAUAAUAGUAGAGAGUUGCUGUCGUUGUAGAACUGAACACUGAAUCCAGUGCUUCAAUGCUUUAAAGACCACAAAACUUGGAAAAUUUGUGAUUUUUUUUUCAUAUUUCAUCUUAUAUUUGACAGAUAGUUAGGAUGGGAAAGUGUAUUGUUUAAACGGUGUACGUCAUUGAUUUUGCAAGUCAAGACCACACCGAGCAAAAUCUGAUCUUUCAAGAUUUUUAACCUAAUCAAGUGGCUAAUCUUGUGAAAUAUUAUUAACCUAAAAUGGGUUGGCCCUGGAACCUUGUAAAAUAAUUUAAUAUUUUAUUUAUU